This is a messenger RNA of Cephus cinctus (wheat stem sawfly), 3664 nucleotides long. RefSeq lists its product as uncharacterized. NCBI's taxonomy places the organism in Eukaryota, Metazoa, Arthropoda, Insecta, Hymenoptera, Cephidae. The transcript has 3 exons. The record is from RefSeq and is a predicted model, not a curated record. The coding region runs from base 2079 to 2960 and encodes 293 amino acids.
UGUUGUGGAAUAAUAAAAUCUUAUAAUUUAAUUUUUUUCUCGGGAAAUGUAUUUCAUGAAGAUACAAUUCAAGUGGUGAAUUUUGCGACGAAUUUACGCACACACUAUUUUAGGCAACUUUCAGUACUUUUAAAUAUGUUUGGCCAGGAUUUCUAAUAUCUAAGUGCUAAUAUUUUACUUUAUUGAUUCAAUUAAUUAUUUUAAUAUUCCAAACACUUAAUUUAUUAAGAUUUCAAUUUGAGCCUUAUUUAUUUUCGAUAUUUUACAAUUUCAAUUCAAUUUUUAUCUACUCCGUUUAUUCUGCGAGAUUCUGAUUUAACUUCAAUUUGAUAUUUUGAAUAAAUUUUGAAAAAUAACAGCAGCGGAGCAAUUAGGAAAAUAUAAGAAGUAUUAAGGAGCAUUUUUUUUUAGGCAUUAGAAACAUAAAUUUUUAUCCUUUGACGCUAACUGCCCGACGGUAAUAUAAGGAACGUUCUUAUCUGUAAGUCAAUUCUCUGUCGGUAUUGUAGAUAGAAUCGGUUGCCGAUAAGUAGCUUUUCAAAAUCGGCCAAUCAAAGAACCGACGCAAGAUUUGUUUCAAUUGAUGAUUUACCAACAAGUAAAUCAAAUGUUAAUGCAAUUUCAGUCAGUGACGUUGCGAGUCGCUGAACGGAAAACAGUCAAACUAUCGUGGACUUGGUCUUGCAUACAGCAGAGUAAGAAAUGACAAAGUUUUUGAUGAAGACAAAAAAGAUGUCAAGGUACACUCUAUACUGGUCAAUUAACUAAUUAAAAUAAUUAAUCAAAAUAGCUUCAGGCAGUCGCAGAAAUUUUUUCUAAUAAUAAUAUAUUACGACCAAUCAUUUCUUUCUAUAGAAGUUUCAUAAGAACUUGCUCCAUGAUAUUUCUCCUUUCUUUGAGUCAAACGUGUCGCAACCGUACUAGUAAUUUCGAAAAUUGCGUCCAAUCUUAAGGAUCCUAAUCAUAGUAAAACAUAGUAGGGUACGGCUAAUAUAAGCCUACAUGAAUUUAUGAUUAGUUUUACGACGUUUUUAUUAUUGGCUUUUACUUUACUGUUUUCUGUGAAUUAUUAUGAUGAAACAGGAGUUUUGCAGGUCUGUUUGCUUUCCGUUUGGUACACAUAUACAUAUCUCACGAAACAAUAGUUAAUGUCAGUUUGGAAUUUCGUCGCAAUGAAAUCACUGAAAAUAGAUCACUGCAAUUCCUCAAGCUUGAUUCCCAACGUACACAAUCAAUACAUAUGGUAUAAGUAUCAUCAAAAAGCGUUCCAUUCUCCACGCCAUUCUCUCAGCAAUAUAAUACACCAGUCCUCUCGUACAGAGCCUUGAAUGUCUGAUUUAUAAUCAACGAUUAAAUCCCUCUGCUCGAUUAUACGAAGCGCGUGGAAUUUCUUAGAUGGAAUCGCAUUGUUUCCACGACUUUUUAUUUUUUUAAACACCGGAACUGAACGCAGCCAUCCAGGUCGUAGUCCUUUCCUUCGUGAAACUCCCGUUCGUGUGAUGCAACUGGGAAUCGACUUUCUAUCGGAUUAAACCAAAAACGAUUAAACGUCAAUACUUUUGUUAUAAAGGCUGGGAGACUCUAAUUUCUCAGCGUCCAUAAAUGCGAGUAACCGGUAAUGACAUAAGGGUUAGGUGGGGCGGGGUAAAAAAUGUGGAGCAGGCAAGCUCAAGAUAUAUUCUUGGAAUUUCAUUGUUCCUUACAGUGAGAUUACAACAUGAGAUUCCUGAAAGGGGUGGCUUAAUAAAUGAAAAGCAAAUUAGUCUCGGUCAUGAAAAUUACUGGAUAAUUUUACAUUGGCACUCAUCGUUGCAACAUGACUGCCCUAAUACUAUUCUUAGGAUUUUGCAGUUGGGUUACGUGAAAAACCCAUUCUCGGACUUGGGCCUGAAUAAUACCUGAUGUCUUACGGGUAUACUCGUUACCUCAGGCGAAUGACUUUAAAAGUAGGUAGCUAUUGAGGCGGGAGCCAAUUACAUCAGGGCUACUGGUGCCUAUAUAGAAGUACCGGCGUCUGUAGCUGCAGAUUUCUUGAACGGAACUUAUCGUUCAUCCACGACGAUCCUUGUCAAGCAACUAUGAAUCUGAGAGUGCUUCUUCUGACAUUAGUGUCAAUGUGUUUGGCACAGGAUGUUGUGACUGGUCGAUUUUCUCGGUCGCCUGAAAGUCACAUCCAAUAUAGCGAUCCAAAUGGUCUAAAAGUCAAUUGGAAACUUUAUGCUCCUUACACCCAAUGGAAAUCUCAUCUGGAAAAACCACAGCGUGCUCAAAGAGCUGAAACUGGAACUAUUCAUCCAACCAGCAAUCAUCAGGUUCAACCGAUCAAGAAUGAAGUACUUCAAAAUAAAGUUGAAGCCGAACAAGUUCAAUACAAACCAUAUUUUGCAGUACCGACCCAUAUAAAGGAAUUAAUUGUUCGGGCCUACAAACCUCAUGGAGCUUAUAUAGAUCCAGAAGCUUUUAUUUAUAAAACUCAUCCCCAAAAUUUGGCACCGGUCUAUGAUCAAUCAGCUGUUGCACAAUCUCAAUCGAGUCAAACCCAUCAGGAUGAUAUCAAACAGUCUGCGGCUUACAAACCAAAAGCUCAAGAGUACAUUAUUUUUGGUGGUAAAAUAGAGAAACAGGAGAAGAAUGAUAAUGCUCAGAAUCAUCAAGAGGCCAAGGUACCUUAUUCGUCAUUGAUGUCUGCACCACAACCAGUUGUGUCGAUGGCUCAUUUGGAUUACAGUAAAAAUAUGCCAGUUGAAAUUCAGCGAUUGUUGCACUAUCAGGCACAGUUGCCUUACAACGUCAUUGCUAAUCAUAUACUGUAUCAGCCAAAAUCAAUUUUUAUACCUAAACCAUUGGCAGAACAGGAAAAAGGACCUUAUCAGUAUCGCAGCAAAGUUUAUGUAUUGAAAAAUAAUCAAGCUGAUGUAGAUCCAUCAGUAAAACCAAUAGAAAAGAAACAACGUCAGUAACGGAUACGUUAUGGAGGUAGUGAUGGUGCUAUUUUUUAAAAUUGUUUUCGGCUGUCAAAUUAAAUAUACAAACGUAGAAAGUAAAAGUAUCAGUCUUUUCCACUUAGUUUUAAGUUUGUAGAUCAACGACUAAUCGAUAUUCCAAAUAGGCUGAAUCGGUUGCAUAAUUUUGUAAAAUAAAUGUAAAAUAAUGUAAAAUAAAUUAUUUUAUUUGACAUAUCAUCAGUGAAUUUUGAAAUAUCCUUUCUCAUUUAAAAUAAGCAUUACUGAUUAUGCUAAGCAAGCCGGAUUUUAUUCAUACUCUCACGGUUACAAAGUCAAACGAUUUGCUCCAAACUCCCAUUAAUGUCUUUACCCACGACAAAGUAAUUGUAUAAAGUAAUAUUUCCCUUUCUCAAUCUAUACCUACUUGUAUAACACGACGGCGAUUAUUUUAUUGGAUUUCACUUGAAACAAAAGGAUAGCAUUUCUCCGGAUCAGGAAGAGUUAACGAAAUGAUCCACUUUCGUGGCCUUCACGCUUCGUCACUCUCUCCAAACUUCACUAUUUCUAGUGCAUUUACUAGAUGCCAUUCUCGUACUUCCAUUAUGUCUGUAACUUUUGUUUUUGUGCAUUAUAUCAACCCGCCAUUCAUUAUCAACAUGACACAACAAUUAUCGUACUAUAAUUGUACCAAAAAAAAAAAGAAACGAACAUUCCAAAUA